CGUUACAGAAUUAAAUGAGUAAUGAGUGUGUCUCCACUACAAAAGGCAAGAAAUCACUGGUGUAGACAUUUUAGUCCAUUUGUAGAAAAUUGCCUAUUCUCAAAUAGGUAGGUCAAGUGCAGAAAAAACCUCUACUUGAGAUGAAAUUUUCUCUCCGCACUUGGCUUUCUCUCUAUUAGGACAGGCGGCUGAGAGCUGCCUAGAUUUUACCAUCCUGCUAUCUUUUCACUAGUGGUUUUUUGGCUAUAUGUAUUAAGAUGUAUUUGCUUAUAAUGGAACUCACACUCAGAGGUGCAAAUACUUUUAGAACCAGAAGAUCUUUAGAGAAUAAAGUGGAACUCUUACCUUUGUAGAUGAAGAAAAUUAGUGCUAAGUGACAUGUCCAAAGUAAUACAGCCCAUUAAUGUCAGGUAGAAGUCAGGUUUGGAACCAGGAGUCCAGCCUCCCCAGCAGAUAGGCGUUUUAUUGACCCAGAGCAAGUUGGUGCAGUAAGAAGCAAUUGACUUGCUCUCCUGCUUUUGAACCUGUGUUCUCAUUUGGGUACCUGGUGCAGUGCUGGGUAAUAGGAGAGUCAAACCUGACUAUAUUGACAGAAGAAAAAGGCCAUAUUCUGAAGCUGUGUAUCUGAAGCUACGUGACAUCAACAGCAAGGUGGUGACAUUUCUCCUUUGCUCAUUUACUGAUUUCCCUGUUAGAAAAGGAUCAAACUUCUGUGAACAUUCUGAAGACCUUUUCAAUCAGCCUAGCAAAGGGAAGCGUCUCCAGCGACUCUAAGAGAAUGAGAGUGGAUCGUGGAGAUGUAGGGCCUUAUUUCCAUUUGCACCUGGACUUAAUGAUUCCUGGUCACUCCACCCAAGUGUGCACAGACACACUUUGUAUUUGGGUGAGCAGAACCACCCCUGUCAUCAGCAUUCCAUAAACACCCUCAGGCUUCAUGACGUACUUUUGAAAUAGAGCCAAGCCCAUGGCUCCUUUGUAGUUACUCCUGAGUGUGCAUUAGCCAGGCAGGCCAGAAGCCUGGGCUGCCAUUUCCUUGGCUCCCCCUGCCUGAGCCCUGGCAAGGUCUUAAGGCUUAAAGCUCAUUGGGGAACACGCCUGUGGUUACUCCUACCACCUUGGCAUAGGUAUCCCUUCAGGUUCGGAAACCACCUUGAGGGCGCUGAUGAUCUCUGAUUAGGGGUUAGAUGGCGUGGGGGCUGAAGUCCAAGGUAACUGGUCCAACGAGAAACCCAUGAGCUGGUACUGAUGUCAGGGUGCUCUUGACGGAGGAGGGAGUAAGUGUGGCUGAGCCGUGGUUUCCGCUGAUUACACCUGGAUUACCCUCAGAGGGGAUGGUGGGACAGGUGGAACCGUGGGACCAGCCAAGGGAAGACUGAUGGGCACUGAGAUCUGUGUGUGUCCAGCUCAGUUUUGCUAUAGGGUAUUUGCACACACGUAGUCCGUUUAUCCCAGAAUUCCACUGACUUCAAAAUUUGUCAUUUUUCCUGGCAUCUCAGUGACUGAAAUGUUCCACAUCUUUUAAAAAAGGUUCUCAGAGGAAGCUAGCUUUAGGUUAGAGCAUUCAGCAGAUUAGCAAAUGGAGCUUCACCUUGAGGAAUGCCAUCUGACCAGAGGCAGCAAAGGCAUCACUCUAGAACUGGGGACCGGUAAUCCUGCAGGCACCUGAGGCCUCCGUGGUGUCCUUCAGCUGCAGCCUAUGCCUUACAGAUAGUCUUGACCAUGUGUAUCCCCAAACAACCGGUAGAUGAGGCUCAUAAUUUUUUCUGCUGAAAGCCAGAGAAACAUAUAAAAUAUAAAAAUUUAUGCAAGAGUUAGGUUAUUUUUCAAGGGUUAAUAUUAAGUGUUUUUGAAAAUUCACAUGAUGUUCCUGGCAGUUAUGGGGCAAAGUGGUAUCUCCUUGGGGGCACCUGAUUGAUCAUCCUUAGAACUCCCCAGUGUACUUUGUCUUGUAGGCUGUGAUUAUUCCCCCCCCCCCCCUACUUUUGGCCUUGACUUUGGCACCUCAGCAUGUUUAUUCAUCACCUUUGGGUAAAUCUGCAAACACUGAAGCCACUUAUCAGCUGGUACUCAGUGUCUCCGCCUGAAGCUCCCAUUGACCUUCACUCACUGUCUGAACUCUGAAUGGCAGCUGUGGAGAGCACUCCUUUUACCUUGUUCCUCUUUGAUGGAGUCUGGGCCUGGUAGAGAUUGUACAGACCUUCUGCCAGCAGCCAGGAGCCUUGGCAUGUGUGCCAAGCGUGAGCCCGGCCUGCACCAUCAGGGCCUGUCACACACCAGGGGUCUGACCAUGUCUCCAUCUGUACUGGGGAAGCCACAGAACCAGCUUGAGGGAGUUGGGAGUUGGGGUUGUUGGUAGUUGCCCUUCUAGACAGUUAUCUGGGUCACACAUUUCCUCUGAAAUGUGGAAGAAAAAAAAACCCCACACUCCUGUGCAUUUUAUUGUACUCAAAUAUCAUGUGUUUGUAUUCAUCUAUAUUUUUUAACUAAGAAGAAAAAUAACCCUACCUUUGUACGCAAUUCUUUUAACAAAUUGUUUAUUGUUGUAUCCAGGUAACAAGCAUGGAUCAGACUGCAAAGGAUAAGGCCCUACAGCACAUGGCCGCCAUGUCGUCAGCCCAGAUCGUCUCGGCCACGGCCAUUCACAACAAGCUGGGGCUGCCUGGGAUUCCACGCCCCACCUUCCCGGGGGCACCGGGGUUCUGGCCGGGAAUGAUACAAACAGGGCAGCCUGGAUCCUCACAAGACGUCAAGCCCUUCGUGCAGCAGGCCUACCCCAUCCAGCCAGCGGUCACAGCCCCCAUUCCAGGGUUUGAGCCUGCGUCAGCCCCAGCUCCCUCGGUCCCCGCCUGGCAGGGCCGUUCCAUUGGCACAACCAAGCUCCGCCUGGUGGAAUUCUCAGCUUUCCUCGAACAGCAGCGAGACCCAGACUCGUACAACAAACACCUCUUCGUGCACAUCGGGCAUGCCAACCAUUCUUACAGUGACCCAUUGCUCGAAUCAGUGGACAUUCGUCAGAUUUAUGACAAGUUUCCUGAAAAGAAAGGUGGCUUAAAGGAACUGUUUGGAAAGGGCCCUCAAAAUGCCUUCUUCCUCGUAAAAUUCUGGGCCGAUUUAAACUGCAAUAUUCAAGAUGAUGCCGGGGCUUUUUAUGGUGUAACCAGUCAGUAUGAGAGUUCGGAAAAUAUGACAGUCACCUGUUCCACCAAAGUUUGCUCCUUUGGGAAGCAAGUAGUAGAAAAAGUAGAGACGGAAUAUGCACGGUUUGAGAAUGGCCGAUUUGUAUACCGAAUAAACCGCUCCCCGAUGUGUGAAUAUAUGAUCAACUUCAUCCACAAGCUCAAACACUUACCAGAGAAAUAUAUGAUGAACAGUGUUUUGGAAAACUUCACAAUUUUAUUGGUGGUAACAAACAGGGAUACACAAGAAACUCUCCUGUGCAUGGCCUGUGUUUUUGAAGUUUCAAAUAGUGAACAUGGAGCACAGCAUCAUAUUUACAGGCUUGUAAAGGACUAACCGUGGUUAUUUAUAUAUAUAGAUAUCUGUAUAUACACACACACACGUGCGCGCACACACUCUCUCCAUGUUCGAACGACUGACUGUAAACCUCACCACACAGGGGUGCUGCCCUGGCCCUGAGGUCACCCUGACUUUUCUAAAUCCUGUUUGAGUAAAGUCAUUUUUUCAUGUGUUCAUACUAUCAUUGUAGCUGUGAAGUUCUGGUACAGUUGUAAAAAGAGAAAUCGAGUUGUUUCUGUGUGUUCUUCAGAUCCACAGCCCACAGUUCCUCGGGAAGGUGAACCUUAAGAACCCACAUCUCUGUCUGCAGAGACCUGUUUCUCAUUGUGGUAGAAAAAAAAAAUUGAGACAGAGCAUUUACCAUUGGACAUUUACAGCCUUUAUACAAAUAUAUUUAGUUGGUUUUUUUUUUCAACAUAAAAUUCUUGUUUUAAGAUACAAGUAAAAUUAAUCUUUAAAUAUAAAUGUAAAUUAGUACACAAAACUAAGAAUCUUUAGACUUAUCUUUGUAACUAAUUAGGGUGGAAGUUAUGAAAGAAUGUAAUUCACUAAAUUAUUUUUUAAAUGAAACUUUUCUUUCUUUUUGAAACCAAAUGUUAAAAUAUAGCCUUAAGAAAUGCUUGAUAGAAAUAUCCUAAUGAGACAAAUUUGUACUUUUUUCCUCAAGGUUAAAACUAAUCUCCUAAUCCAUUAAACUCUUGAAACAGGUAUUACAGAGGAAGAAAACUUCACCCCUUAUCCUUAACAUAUAUAGUAUAUUUAAAAAAUAUAAAAUUGUAUUGUACUAAUGUGAUGAUUAUUUAAUGAAAAAGAAAAGAUGGCUCUUUUUGCAAUAAGUAGAUAAAUACUGAAAAUCUAAACUUACAAUGUUUAUAGUCUUGUGUGUGCAGUUAUAUUUUAUAUGGACAACCAAAAUUUUUUUAUUAAGACAAGUAAAUCUUUGAACCACUAAAAUUUAAUAACAAAAAUUUUAAAUUGGCAUGAAUACUGCACUGUGAGCUGCAAAUUAUAGAAAACCCUGUGGCUGGGAGAAAUUUCAUUAACCAAACUCGUAAAAGGCUCAUCAGUUUUAGGAUCUCUGCUCCCCAGAAAAUUGCAAGCAUCCUUACCAGCCUGUGGAUAAAUUAUUUCUGGUGAUCCAGUGUGCAUAUUACCCUGCUAUAACUAUAUGUGUAUGUGUGUGUUUGUGUAUACAUAUGUACACAUAUACGCAUAUAAUUAUUCAACACGUAUUUAUUAAACAUCUAUUCAGUGUCACCCAGUUUGCUAGGUGCUGAUAUGUGUAUAUUUUUCAGUCUGUGUCCGUAAAUCUAGAUGUAUUCUCUAAGAACACCCAUUUGUUUACUUGGCAUCUCUCAAUAAGUCACAUCACUUGUUUGACUGAGGUUGGAGAGACUCUAUCUCUGCCUUUUUCAACUAGGCUCAUUUUGGAGGUUCUCUUCCCAGGAGAGAUUCAACUUUCCAACCCAAAUAAUUCCAAAGCAUUGUCCAGGCAGAGCUGGUUUGACGUGGCCACAUGUCUUGGGGUUCUUCCCAUAAGUGCUUCAUUGGGAAGGGGACAGGACAUACCUUCCAACUUUUCAGAGGAAAGUGACAUUUUUAUAAUUGUCAGGAAUAUGUUAACAUAUAUUACGUUAAGUUGUGAAACAUGUCAAGACUUUUACAUCAAGCCAGAAAAUAGAAACUUUGUUCUGUCAUAUCCAAGUAAUGUGCACACCCUCUUGCCUGUCCCACCACCUGCUCUGACCCUGCUUAUAUAUUGGUUAGUGUCUGGUGGUCAUGAGCACGAGGGUGUGGCUGGCUCAUGGCAAACAGAAGAACAUUGGACCAAGCCUGACCUCUCCCAAACUCAUGACACUGGUCCCUGGGAAGACCAGAGGAGAAAGUGCAGAACUUUCCCCUUUUGGAGUGUGCAUCCCUUACAUAAGCCAGUAGGAUGGUGUGCAUCUUCCUUACAUAAAGAGACCACAGUUUGUUCCCUGCUGUCAAGUGGGGCUUUGGCGAAUUGCCCCAGUUGUGCACCCUUCCAUCUGGUCUUCAGCCCAGGCAUUAAGCUUCUUCCAUGAUCAUCAUAUUUACAGUAUGUUUCUUUUAGUAUGUUUAGUUCUCUUAGUAUGUUUCUUUUGCUCCCAUCUCCUGCAUCUUUACUCAAGAGAACCCCUGCUCUCUCAGGACCAAGGGGUUCAAAUGAUCUUAUGUGGCUAAAAGCUAGGCUGUCCCAGGGCUUUAGGGGAAGAGGUAUCUGGCUCACGUUCCCACCCAGGAAUGGGGGGCUCUUCUGCGCUGCCAUAGGGCUCUUGGGAUUUACUUUUUUCAAAGCACAAAUAGACUGAGACCCAUGCACAGCAGCUAGAAGGCAGUUCUGUUGGCUGCAGAGUAAGUCACACUCUGGUCUGCUGAAUUCGUAGAGACAGGCUGGGCCUUCGGAUGCUUGUCCUCUUCCUCUGAAUGCCUUUGUAGUUGAGUUUCGGGGUUUACCUGGAUGACCUUGAGCAUUGCUGUUUGCUCUUAGAACAGGUUUACCUCUUGUCUUGUUCUUCUAAAGUUCUCUCCAGGGCAGAUGUUUUCCCUGUCUCCACCCUGGCCUAGGUACCCAAAUUCUUGACCUUUCUCCGUCUCUCCCAAAUUAGAGCCUGAGAUGAUAUUUGUGUUAUAACAUCUAAUCCAUGUCUAUCUUUGGUCUUUCACCAUUUAUGGCAGAGUCUUCUCCUUUUGUCUGUACAGCUUUUAAAACCAUAAAGAAACAUUUCCAAAGCUCUGUUCUCACUGCUCUCUUCUGGGUGCUCUAUCUCCUGGUGACCCUCCACCACCAGGAUUGAUUCAGGGACAUCUUGUGCUUUCACUGUAGAGUUGAGAGGCCAGUUUCCACAGCCUAGAUAGGGAGAAGCUGAAGAACUGGGCUUCAGUCUCUUGGCAUUCAUUUCCAUCUUAGCAAGAGACCUGAAUGAAAUCGGGGCUUCUUCAGAGCAAGUCCUAGAAUCCCAGACCAUCUAAGCUACCCAAGACCAGGGUUUCUCGACCCUGACUGUUGAUGUUUGGACCAGAUCGUUCUUUGUGGUGCGGGGCUGUCCUGUGCACUGUAGGAGGUUUAGCAGCAUCCCUGGCCUCUGCCUGCUAGAUAACACCCUUUCCCCAGUUGUCACAACCCAGAAUGUCUCCAGACAAUGCCAAAUGUCCCGCAGGGCACAGAUCACCCUUGGUUGAGAACCACUGCCCUACAUCUGACAGGUCACAAAUACCGUAUUUGAGAUUUUCUUUUUCUUUCCAUCUUACCCUGAGAAAGCUUCUCUCCUGGGCCAUCAAGAGACAGGGAGGAAUAUUACUCACAUGACAUUGUGCCCAUGUUUCUUCCUGUUUCAGAACUUCUAUUUCACAACAGUCUCUCUUUUCCAGGUAUUCUUUCCCCCAUCCCCAGGGGGAUCGGGAACAGCGGCUGACCAUCAUCCCUGUAACCAUCUCACACCUCUUUAAAGGGUAGUUUUCAUUUGCUCUUCAUUCCUUAUUUUUCCAGGUUUAAAAAAAAGAACCCCACCUGUUGUCAUUAUUUCUCAUAAGCUUAUGGUUCUCAUCAUCAAGCCCUUAAUCAUUUCAGUAAAUUUUCUCUGGUCUUCUACUUCCAGACUUAACACUAAAUGCUGUUUGUAGAAUUUACUGAAACCUCUGGAAUAUUUCUUUUCAUCUUUAGGGAUGGAGGAGAGGUUUUGGGAGAGGACUAAUAGAAUUUUUUCUCCAAGGAGCUAUGAGAGGGCACAGUCCACAGGCAUACCUCGGAGAUAGCAUGGGCUCUGUCCCAGACCGCCACAGCAGAGCAGAUACCGCAGCGAAGCCAGUCACGGGAAUUAUUUGGUUUCCCAGUGCAUAUAGAAGUUAUGUUUACGGGGGAGGGUAUAGCUCAGUGGUAGAGCGCGUGCUAAGCAUGCACGAGGUCCUGGGUUCAAUCCCCAGUGCCUCCAUUAAAUAAUAAAUAAAUAAAUAAAUGAAAAAUAAAUAAAUAAAACUGAUUAAUAAAUAAAUAAGACUGAUUACUCCCCCCCCAAAAAAAGUAUGUUUACACUAUGUUGUAGUCUGUUAAGUGUGCAAUAGUAUUAUGUCUUAAAAUCAAUGACAUACCUUAAUUUUAAAACACUUUAUGGCUAAAAAAUGCCAAAACAAUUACAAUAGUAACAUAAAGAUCACAGAUCACCAAAAAAAAAUUUAAAAAUAAUGAAGAAGUCGAAAUAUUGCAAGAAUUAUCAAAAUGUGAUACAGAGACAUGAAGUGAGCAACUGCCAGCAGAGGAGUAACGCCAACAGACUUGUUUAACAAAAGGUUGCCGUAAGCUUUUGAUUGGUAAAUAACGCAGUAUCUGCCAAGCGCGAUAAACGAGGUAUGCCUGUACCCUCCUUUGCUGGGUCGAUGAGAAAGUUGAAGCCCAGAGAGGAGAUGACUUGCCCAGAGUCAUCAGCUAGUGACAGUAAAAGCGAGGCUCUAGGACUCCUGCCACUUAAUCCUUGGCCUCUUCUGCUGGGUCGUUCCUCUUUGGUGCUCGUGCCGAGGUGAUCCCCACGAGUGUGUGGACAGGGUCGGUGCAGAAGAGAGAGGGGGACUCAGGCCCCCUUCCUCUGCCGGAGCAGCAGCACUGCCGGGUGUCGGUGCUGCUCCUCGCACCGCGGUGUCUCGUCUGAGAGGCACCCACGAGCAGACUGGAAAGCUGAUGAGCCUUUUCCUGACCCUGAGGACAGCUCACCUGCCACAGGCUCUGAGUCAGGUUCCUCUUUGCAGAAGCAUCCCAGCAGCAAAAGCCCCACACUCGGACCAGCCAAAAAACAGCCCCUGUUCCCAGCACUUGGUGUUACAAACCCAAGUCUUCUCCAGGUCUCAGUACUGUAGUGGCUUUUGCAGUUUGCUUUUGUACAAACGUAAAUUAUUUAAGUCACACAAGAUGACAGUCAAUUUUUCAAACCAGGUACAUAGAAUCCGUAUGAUUUUGUCUGUGCUCUGGUACACUACACCUGUCCUAAUGAAGGGUAGAGCCAAUUUUAUGUGUUGGUGUUCACACCUGUGACGUUAAGAGGAUACAUCUGCAUUGCUUAUUUCUUUCUGUUGAUGUUUCUGUGGCAAAGCCCUGCACAUGUCAUUUCUGAAAAGCCUUAAAUCUCUGCGAUGUCGCGUGUAGGGUUUGCAGUGCAGAAGGCUGCCUCGGAACUGUGAGCCCUUUUGUAAGCUGGAAGCAUUUCUAUUACUACUGUUACUUUUUUAGGAAGUUUUAAAUUCAGAGCUGCCAAAGCGUUCCAGUAAGCAGUGCCUUAGUGAUACUUUAGUCGUGCCGCCAGCCUUUUCUUACACCAGAUCUCAGCGUCCCUUCACUGAUUGGCCCGGUAUUUUAAAACAGAGCAAGCAAGCGUUGUUUUCAUUUUUGUUUUGUAAGCCCAUUUUUCUCCAGUUCUCUUGAAGACUGACUCCUUGGUCUAAAUCUGAAAUGAGCAGGAGUCAGUUCAUUGACCACACUGUCCAAUGUCUAUACCAAAACAGAAGAUUUUGCAACUUCGUAGUUUACUAUGAGAAGCAAAUUGUACACUUUUGAUGUUGCCUUUUAAAUUCACGACCAAAUACUUAGCUAUUUGUGAAUCUUCUGCAGUCUAGCAUGAAAGUGCCUUUGGUUUGAGAUUCCAGCUUAGAAAAGUGCUGCCGUAACCACGAUAAUUUGUAGAGAGACCAAAAAUCUUUCGAGAUCACCGUAAUGCCUUUGGUGUACCGGGGUGAGUCACUCACCUACCACAGGCCUCUGUUCACGUGAGCCCGACGCGGACCCUGCCUGCUGUGAGUCUGUCUGCGGUGGGGGGACCCCCGCCGCCACACUCCCCAGUAGCACCCGGCGGCAGGAGGGACCCCAGGAACUGGUGUGUUUGUGUGCCAAUGCCCCGGUGCGCCGUCUCCGCUCGUCACCUGGCCCCAUGUCCGCCUGGGGGAACUUCCACACCGACUGCAGAGUCUCGGCUGGUGGACAGACGGGUCCUUCUCCCUGUGUCCGAGCUCAAUCUCUGCGGAGGCUGGCCUCUCCCCUCCAAUGACAGCGCGCACUUCUCUGGUUUAUGCGGUGAUACCGUUUUGAAAGUUGGAAGCCUCAAACUGAGAUGACAGUGCAGAACAAAAAUGGGUUAGGGUCAUUACAAUCGAAGUGUUCUUCUUAGGGUGAAAAUGUUGACUCUGAGUGUUGUGUCUGAAUGUGCUAUGAGAAACUUCCAAAGAGCACCGCUCACAAUUUGGAAUUUUCAAAGAAUGAAUGUUCCAGCCCUCCAAAGGGCAACUCUUUUAGAGUCCGUGUUGGCUUUUAUCAAAACCUGGUAUAAACUGGGAAAACUGAUAGGAGGAAGAGACGUGAAAAGGACGAGAAGGUGAAAACACCAGCCAAACAAAAGCCAAGACAAAAAAAAAAAGAUUUUUUCUUUACCAUUAUAGACUUUUAAAUGACAUCAGACAGCUUUGAAAGUUAGCCUCUGAGCACUUCAUGUGUAUGAUCUGUCUGUCUCUACCUGGUGUCUUUAAGGAUACCCUCUUUGGGUUUUCCAGAAUUUCAGGAGUGAUUUCUGUCCACCCAAGUUGUGAGUAUUCGUAGAAAUUUCUACAAAAAAAAGAAAAAUCAAAUGAAAAGGAAAAUGCCUAGCACAAGUUACAGUUAGCUGCUUAAGUUCAGCCCCUCCCUGUCACGUCAGGGCUACACAACUUGAAAGAAAUUAGUCAAAGAUUUGUUUUCUUGCUUCCCUGUCAACUGUUACUGUGCUUUGCUUGGCAAGUUUCUCUCAUUAACUCUUUGCUUUUAUAUCAUUAAGAAUGAAGGUUUUAUGUUUAAAAUUUACUGCAUUGCAAAGGAUAGUCUCACUGAAGUCACGCACCAUUAAAUGAGAUGAAAUACUUGUAUUUAUUGUCCUACUUCCUAAGCCGUUCACUUGUUUUAGUCUCUGUGAAUUUGCAUUGAGUCCGUCACAUGCCCCACUGUGUCACUUUGGUCAUUGAAACGGCAUUUAUGUUCCCUCUUGUCCAUCAUUAGGUGGAGUCAGAUUCCAGGAGAGUCCACCUCUGCCGGGCUGACUCUCUUCUGUCUGCCUUCCGUGACGAGACUGUCGUCCUGCCCCUUUUUCUAAGAGAGGCUGACAGAAUCUAGGCGUAAAUCAGUUGGAAAACAGUCUCUGAUCUUUCUUUCUCUCUCCCUCCCCUCCCUCCCUUUUUCUUUCUUUGUCUUUCUCUCUCUUUCUUUUUUUACAUCAGUUAUUUUCCAUGAUUAGUUUCACUGUGUAAAUUAAAUAUUAACUGCACUUCUUAAAAAAAAAUACAUCUUCCUGUUACCUCCUUGCAAGAGUCACUUCUGUAGGCCUUUUUCAAUAGGCUCAUGACUGCAGAUAAGGGAAAAAAACAAGUAAAAACAAAAACGACGUGCCUAAAAAAUGACAAAAAAAAGUUUUGUAACAUUUAAAAAAGAAACCUGAAUAGCCUUUAAUUCUUUAAUAUGCUUAAAUUUUAUGUAAAUCGGUUUUUGCCACGUGUGUUUGUUCACAUUCUAAAUGACUUGAUGGGAAGCUCACAGUCUGUGUCUUCGUGUCACGUGUAUAAAACGGGCUUGUGACGUAAGCGUUUCAUCCGGUCAGUGGUUCCUUUGAUAUUGUACUGCUGCUGGGAGGGGGCUGGGGAGCCUGCCUUUGGGCAGUAGGGUUCCUCCUGGGUAGAUCGGAGAGGUGGGGGGUGGGGGGCAAAUUCUCACGUAUGUUUUCUUAACCUAUUUGCAGAAACUUUCAAAAGGCAUUUGGUUAAACCUCUUGGCAGUACAGUAUUCUUGUAUUUGUUAACGUCUGUGUUUAGGUACUGGUACCUUUUUGUUUUAAAAAUGUUCUAAGUGUUGGCUUUAAAGUGAAUUUAUCUUUAGUAUGAUAGUUAUAUGAAAAUUAUAGGGUUUGUGUGCAGAGAAUUUUUUUAUAAAGUGCUUUGUAAAAAAAAAAUGUAUUCUAGCUUUUGCGGUACAUAUGUGUGAUAACUGUAAUAUCCAUGACAGUUAAGUGCAAUUAUUUCAUCACUCUAAAAAUGCUAUUUUUGUGUCAGUUCCUGCAGGUGUUUUCAUGUCUUUGCAAAGUGACACAUUUUGAUGCCUUCUUGAUAAAGUGGUAGACAUUUUGUAGCUUUCUAGAAACUUUGUAUUCAUACGGUAUCAAUGAAAAAUAAAGAAAAUGAAAGUGUGGGUCA
Messenger RNA from Camelus dromedarius (Arabian camel), 11727 nucleotides. It is a transcript of the gene TEAD1, whose product is annotated as TEA domain transcription factor 1. Lineage: Eukaryota; Metazoa; Chordata; Mammalia; Artiodactyla; Camelidae. Gene Ontology annotation, biological process: regulation of transcription by RNA polymerase II; hippo signaling; embryonic organ development. Gene Ontology annotation, cellular component: transcription regulator complex. Gene Ontology annotation, molecular function: DNA-binding transcription factor activity, RNA polymerase II-specific; RNA polymerase II cis-regulatory region sequence-specific DNA binding. The transcript has 9 exons. The record is from RefSeq and is a predicted model, not a curated record. Bases 2560 to 3513 code for a protein of 317 amino acids.